Messenger RNA from Achroia grisella, 3323 nucleotides. It is a transcript of the gene mars, whose product is annotated as disks large-associated protein 5. The transcript is spliced from 9 exons. Gene Ontology annotation, biological process: signaling. NCBI's taxonomy places the organism in Eukaryota, Metazoa, Arthropoda, Insecta, Lepidoptera, Pyralidae. The record is from RefSeq and is a predicted model, not a curated record. The coding region runs from base 89 to 2407 and encodes 772 amino acids.
UGGAAUUACUAUUAUAUGUUAACUGCCAUUAAUUUUAAAAUUUGUUUGAUGUUGAUUUGAGUUUUUUAUUUGUAUUUUUUCAGGUUCAAUGGAGAGAAGUUUUGAUUUAGGUUCUUUCUUGAAGAAUCAUGACAAGAAACACAAAGCAAAGCCGCCACAAUUUUUGAGCGUAGCCAUCGGGGUGAAGAACCGGCUUGAAAACAACUUGAAAAACAGAAGAAGUUCACGAUUAACAAUUUUUGAUAAAAUAAGGAAUUUGGCGAAAUGUGAGAGUCCCGAGUCAGCACUGCCAGAUGAGAGUCAAGUGCCACUAUCAGAGGCUCAGUUGAAAGUGGAGAGGCGACGGCAACAAUUGGAGAAAUGGAAGAAUGAUAGAGAAAAAAGAAAGAAGGAAUUGGCAGCACACAAAAAAAAGCCGUUUAUCACUGGAUUGCCACAUGCACCACUGAAGUAUGUUCCUCCACCCCCACCACCCAAGGCUGCUUCUAGUGUGAGUUUGAGAACGGUCCCAAGCACAUCAGGAAGAGUUACUCGGUCUCAGUCGGCCAGAAACAAUGCUGCAAAGAAAGAUGCCAAAUUUCAAUCAUUUGCUCCAAACAAUGUAGUUUUCCACCCUCCACAGAUAAAAAACUUGACAAAGUUACCAACAUUGGAACCAGUAACAAAAGCUAAGACAAAUGUAAAAAAGUAUCUUCUAAAAUUUAAUUCAGCUCUAAAUAACUAUACAUCACAGCCAAUCAAAUCCAAAACAACCUCCAACAAACAUCCUGCUUCAAAAGCGACCAGUCAUAAAACUGAGAAAGAUAAACAGAACAAAACAACUAUUAAAAAUAAAGUUACGAAGAAAUCCACUCCAAAACCACCUAAAACUACUGAAAAGGCUUUGACAAGUUCCUCAAGUAGUGACACCGGUAAAUCCUCACCAGAAUCAUCAGUUACCAGCAGCAGAACACCGAGGAAGUCGAUUCCAAAGAAUUCACAAAAUGUUACACCAAAACCCAAUAUUCCAAAGAGUGAAUCCAGCUCUGAAGAGAAACUGAGGUCACCAGAGUCUUCAGAUGAUGUAGUGUUGACCCCACAGCAGAUAAUUGAGGAUUUUAAGAGAAGUAGCCCAUGUGUUACCUUGUCUCGGGGUAAGGAUAAUGCUAGGAAAGAAAUCAAGAAGAAAAUUGAUGAAGGUUUAUUAGAUGAAGAUACAAAUAACACAGAUAGUGUGGACCAUUUCCGCAGACAGCUCAACUCAGAGAUUGCCAGAUUGACAGAGAUGUGUGAGGUAUGGGAAAAGAUACGGGAACAGACGCCGCUAGUGGAAACUGUGCAAGACGAAGUGCUGGGCGCGGUGGGGCAGGCGCGGCUGCUGAUGUCUUCCAAGCUGCAGCAGUUCGCGGGGCUGGUGGAGCGCUGCGCGCGCCCGCCGCCCGCCGCCGCGCUCGUCACCGCCACAGACCUGCACGGCUUCUGGGACAUGGUCUUCAUGCAGAUAGAGAACAUAGACGUGAGGUUUAAGCGCCUGGAGGAGUUACGACAGCGUGGGUGGGCGGAGGAGGCGCCCGAGCCGGCAGCGAAGCCCCGCCGCGCCGCGGUCGCCAGGCGAGCCGCGCCCCCCGCCCGCCCGCCCGCAGCCAGUCGCCUGCGGGACAUGAUCGCUGCGGCAAGGAAGGCUAAAAAAGACCAAGAGGAUCAAUUGCUAAAGGUUACGACGACCACAGAAGAUAGCAAGACCUUCGACGCUGGAUUCUUCCGCGUGCAGUCGCCGGUCCGUUCGUCGCCAGCUUUCAGCACGCCUUCCAAACCCAGCCUGCUGAAGACUGUUCUCUCCAGCGAGACCAACAAGUCUGCGUCUAAGAGUUCAACAUCAUUUGCAAUGUUGCGUGCGUCACUAAUGAGCAGGGAUUUGGAGUCAGAUGGAGUAUAUCCACUGCCGCAAACACCCCUGACCCCAAUAAAUCUGCACGCAACGCCGGGCCGCAGUAUAUUGAAGUCCACCAAAAAAACUGUUACCAAAUCCGGUAAAAAAUCAAUCAAAGUUGUUCUAUUUGAUCAAUCGGACACUGAGGAUAUCACCAAUAAAGAGGCAAACGAACAAGCACAGGAUAAAGAAAAUAACAGAGACAUUACCGCGGAUAGUGGACUUUCAUCUGUGGAUGUAAAUAAAGAGAACCAUGAGAAGAAGACUGAGAGUUCAAAAUCAAAACUAACAAGACAGGAUGCAGUACAGCUCGAUUGGAGUCCGGUUCAAACAAGGAGCCGCCGUAAGAGUCAACAAGCUCAAGAAGAAGGGAAACGCAGGUCUUCGAGACGGAAGACGCUCCAAGAAACCAAUGUUAACAUACCAGUAGAAGCGGUUCCAACUCCAAAGAGAUCUACUAGAUUAAGGAAGAGUGCAUUACAAAAUGUUGAGGCUUGAUAACUUAUCAAGUCUCAAAAUUUUGUAAUGCAGCGCUUGAUUAAGCGGGGGAAAGCGUGCUCGCGCAAUCGUGAGUAAUUGCAUUUUUUGUGUUCUCUUACUUUAUUCUUAGUGGAAACAAGCCUAUUCUCUUUGCCCCGUAGUCAGAUGUCCGCCAUUUUGAAAUGACAAUUAAUUAUUACAAAAAGGCGCGAAAACACUCACUAUGGAAGAACGCGGUAAAUUAUCAGUAACUCUAUAAUUGUCUUUGCUUCCAUAGUCCGAUAUCCGCCAUUUAGCAAAGACAACUAUUAUAAAAAGGCGCGAAAACACUCACUCUGGAAGAACACGGUAAAUUAUCAGUAACUCUAUACUUGUCUCUGCUCCAUAGUCAGAUGUCCGCCAUUUUGCAAUGACAAUUAUUACAAAAAGGCGCGAAAACACUCACUCUGGAAUAACACGGUAAAUUAUCAGUAACUCUAUACUUGUCUCUGCUCCAUAGUAAGAUAUCCGCCAUUUUGCAAUGACAAUUAUUACAAAAAGGCGCGAAAACACUCACUCUGGAAUAACACGGUAAAUUAUCAGUAACUCUAUACUUGUCUCUGCUCCAUAGUAAGAUAUCCGCCAUUUUGCAAUGACAAUUAUUACAAAAAGGCGCGAAAACACUCACUCUGGAAUAACACGGUAAAUUAUCAGUAACUCUAUACUUGUCUCUGCUCCAUAGUAAGAUAUCCGCCAUUUUGCAAUGACAAUUAUUACAAAAAGGCGAGAAAGCACUCACGAUUGAAGAACGCGGGAAUGCGCUCUCGUUCUCUUUGUCUAGGUAUAUUAUUUACACACCAUGUUCCUUAUUAUCCAUUAUUAGGUGAAAGCCUAUUUACGCUUGAAAGAAAGGACUCGCAAUUGACCAAAUAAAAAUACGAAGGGAAUAUGUAUU